This is a messenger RNA of Oncorhynchus nerka (sockeye salmon), 1795 nucleotides long. Its product is annotated as syncoilin-like. Gene Ontology annotation, cellular component: intermediate filament. Lineage: Eukaryota; Metazoa; Chordata; Actinopteri; Salmoniformes; Salmonidae. The transcript is spliced from 5 exons. The coding region runs from base 170 to 1306 and encodes 378 amino acids. The record is from RefSeq and is a predicted model, not a curated record.
GCUAAUCGUUUCAGAUGGGUGAUUUUGCAACACUGUAAUUCUAAAAACGGAACAUUUUAUUAUUAUAUCCUUGGUCUGAGUUUGGUGGUCUGUGUCUUGACUGGGCAAUGUCUGAAUGCCUUUUGCAUUUUUUUAAUUUUCUUUUUACGUUGGAAGUUUAAGACAAGUGAUGGAGACACCAAUGGCUGUUGAGGAUCUACAGAGAAGGAGGAAAGUUGAGUCUAGAGAGAACUUGCACUCUGGAGAGGACUCCAUGGAGGAGGCACAUUCUGUGGAGAGCAGCCUUAUGGCAGCACUAACCCACCAUGAGAGAAGCAUGUACGGUGCCGGAUUUGCGGCUCAAGCACACAUCACUGAGGUAGUAAGCCCCGUGGAGAGGUGUGUGGAAUAUACCUUUGUCCAGGUGCAGGUGAACAUGGACAGUGUGGGGCUGCUCUUUGAGGAGUGCAUCAAGAAGGUGGGCCAUCUAGAAAGUCAAAGGGAUGAAUUGAUACUGGAGCUGUUGCAGCUAGAGCAGCCCAUGCUGCAAGCUACUGUGGCCUUGAGGGGACAGUUGUUAGAGGCACGUAGAGUUCUCACCAGUGUCCAGUUGGAGUUUAUUCAUCUGCAAAUAGAGGUGGGACAAGUGAAGAGUAAGCUAUUUGUCACAGCCAGGGACUGUAUCCAGAGCCAGCUAGCGCUGGCUGCACAGCAGUAUGAGGUGGCCCAGGCUGCAAUCACACAGGAGGAGCACCGGGCCCACAUCCAGAAUCUUACAGAGGAGGUAGCCCAGCUUCAGGAAGCCCAGCACAACCAGCUGAACACCCUAAAGGACCGGGCCAGACAACCAUCUCGUCCCCGGGCUAUGAGCGAUGUCACUCACUGCCGACGAGCAUCCCUGGACCUGCAGAAGCGCCUCAGUGGCAGCAUGAGGAAUCUAGAAGGCUGGUAUGAGCCACGCCUGCUAGCCCUCCUCCGGAGGAGGCAGGCUGGGAAGGAGACCCUGAGAAGGAGCAGGGAUGUGGGCCGAGACCUUAAGGCCAGACUGGGGCCCCUGAAGGAGCAGACCCAGAGGCUGGAGCUGCAGAGAGCUUGUCUAGAGGAGAGGAUUGCUCUGAUGGAGAGGGAGAGGGUGGAGAGAGUGGCACAGUAUAAGGAGACUGUGAACUCGCUUGAGGAGACCAUGAGGAAGCUGAAGUUGGAGCUUUGCAUUCAGAAAAAGGCAAACAGACAAUUGGAAGAAUUGAAGAAGGGACUUUUGAGUGAGCUGAACUAUGACAGGGGCUGUAUUGAAGUGAGCGAAACAACUGCUGAAAGGGAGUCCUAACUUUUCCAUACUUAUCAAUGGAAGUAGAACAAUUGACAAAAUAUCCAGGACCCCUCAGACCAAACAUGUUUUACUGUGUUUGCGAGUAUCCUUGAUGGUGCAUUUAGCCAAUGUCACCUAUUGGUAUACUUAAUCUGCUCUUAGUGCAUCAACAAUGGUGUUAUGACAGUUGACCUCAACUAUGAGAGCAGCCUGUCUUAACUGUACAUUUAAGGUCUACCGUAAAUACAUUUUUAUUAUGAAUACACUUACAAAACAUGGGAAUCCGAUGCAGCAUACAAAGAAAACAGACACAUAGGGAUGAUAUACAUACAGCUUGAAAGCUGAUUGUGGAAAUCUACGAUUCAGAUAUCAUGGGAAUAAAAUCUAUGUACAAUUUCUUAUAAAAUGAAACUGGAAAUUAGUUUAAAUGACUCAUGUUUCUAAGAAUAUGAGCAUAAUUUAACAUGAAAAACAAUAAUUGGGCCCCUACUCAACUGUGGUGCUUGU